Styela clava is the source of this 2818-nucleotide messenger RNA. RefSeq names its product tubulin alpha-1 chain-like. Gene Ontology annotation, molecular function: GTP binding; structural constituent of cytoskeleton. Gene Ontology annotation, cellular component: microtubule. The record is from RefSeq and is a predicted model, not a curated record. Lineage: Eukaryota; Metazoa; Chordata; Ascidiacea; Stolidobranchia; Styelidae. Gene Ontology annotation, biological process: microtubule-based process.
CACUAAAUUGAUAUAACUAUAAAAUCAUCAUUAUGCGGGAAUGCAUCUCAAUUCAUGUUGGUCAAGCUGGUAUCCAGAUAGGAAACGCUUGCUGGGAAUUGUAUUGUCUUGAACAUAACAUUCAACCAGAUGGGUUAAUGCCAAGUGAUAAAUCUGUUGGAGUAGCGGAAGAUUCUUACAACACCUUUUUCAGUGAAACUGGUUCUGGAAAGCAUGUACCUCGGGCUUUGUUUUUUGAUACCGAGCCAACUGUCAUUGAUGAGGUUAGGACUGGCAAGUAUCGGCAGUUGUUCCACCCUGAGCAACUCAUUACUGGUAAAGAGGACGCAGCUAACAAUUACGCAAGGGGUCAUUAUACUGUCGGCAAGGAAUUCAUUGAUCAAGUAAUUGAUAGGAUUCGGAAACUGACGGAGCAAUGCACUGGAUUGCAAGGAUUUCUCGUUUUUCAUUCGUUCGGUGGCGGCACUGGAUCUGGGUUCACAUCGCUCUUGUUGGAACGCUUAUCAGUCGACUAUGGGAAGAAGUCAAAACUUGAGUUUGCUAUUUACCCAUCCCCUCGCGUCUCUACUGCUGUAGUGGAACCUUACAACUCAAUAUUGACAACUCACACCACUCUUGAGCAUACUGAUUGUGCCUUUAUGGUUGAUAACGAAGCAACCUAUGAUAUUUGCAAAACCAAUCUUGGAGUAGAACGUCCUUCUUAUUCCAAUCUUAACCGAUUGAUUGGUCAGAUUGUGUCUUCCAUCACCGCAUCACUACGAUUUGAUGGUUCGCUCAAUGUUGAUUUGACUGAGUUUCAAACCAAUUUGGUGCCUUAUCCUCGAAUCCAUUUCCCUCUGGUAACCUAUGCUCCAAUCAUCUCUGCUGAAAGGGCUCAUCAUGAGCAAAUCACCGUUGCUGAAAUAACCAAUGCAUGCUUCGAGCCUUCUAAUCAAAUGGUAAAGUGUGAUCCACGCGCCGGGAAAUACAUGGCUUGUUGUAUGCUUUAUCGGGGUGACGUUGUGCCUAAGGAUGUGAAUGCCGCGAUUGCUGCAAUUAAAACCAAACGUACAAUUCAAUUUGUCGAUUGGUGCCCUACCGGUUUUAAAGUUGGAAUCAAUUAUCAGCCACCUACUGUUGUUCCUGGAGGAGAUUUGGCAAAGGUCCAGAGGGCAGUAUGUAUGCUGAGUAACACCACUGCUAUAGCAGAAGCCUGGUCAAGAUUAAAUCACAAGUUUGAUUUGAUGUAUGCCAAAAGAGCUUUUGUUCAUUGGUAUGUUGGAGAAGGAAUGGAAGAAGGAGAAUUUUCAGAAGCAAGAGAAGAUCUUGCUGCAUUAGAGAAGGAUUAUGAGGAAGUUGGUAAAGAUACUACAGAUGAAGAUGCAGAGGAGGAUGAAGAGUAUUAAUUUCAUUAACAGCUGGGAGUAAUCCAGAUAACUUGUAUAUUUUUUGAAUCAUGGUAUGACUUAUUUGUAAUCACCACACUCCCUGGAAUUGUAUCCUUAAUGUGUAUUUAAUUCAUUUUAAUUUAACGUAUCUUUAAUUCAGUGGUAUAUCUGAAAAGCCACUUUGAAAAUUCCCAUACCUCAGCUCGAAAAUACCCUAGUAGUGACUCUGAAUAUUCAUGUUGCAUUGACAAAUGCAAAAAUCAAUUAUACUAAAUCAGCCCAGGUAAAAUCACAUUGUUAGCGACUUUUCCAGUUGGCCGAAAAUUUAAAAAGGGAGUGUGUCGACCCCUAUAUACCCCCCUCUCAAGUUUGCUCUGCAUACAGACCAAUAAUGUCCACUGCCCUAGACAAAUGAGUCUACAUAUAAAAUAAAAGGUUGCAGGUUAUAUUUGUGUUAGUGUCAAGCAAGAAUGCCUAAUUAUAAAAUAACAAUAUUUUCUAUGAUUGUUUAUCACUUUAUGAGAACAUGUUCCAUUUUUCAUGAUCAAUCAUGUCGCUUUUUAUUGAUGAAUCAAUUGUUCAGACCAUCGUAGCUCCGUCUGACAUUUAUCUACAAUGGUGAAGUUUUAUGUUUGUUUUUUUAAAAUCAAGUAUUUUAUCAUUUUCACUUGCUAUUGCAUUAGCUUGCCCCAUAAGUGCAAUCAUGCUUUGGGUAUAUUGCAAAGUAUUAUUAAAAACUAAUCAUGUAAAUUAGAAAAGUGCCUCAUAUGCAGUCCUAAUCUAGCUAGAUAUUUCAAAUUUAUCAAUAAACUCUGCAUAUGCAUUGAAACGAAUUUGCAUUACCGGUAAUAUUUCUUACUCGGUGUUUAAGUUCUUCAAAUUGAGUUACUCACUAUUUCAAAUGCAUUCUAAAAUAAUAUUAUGAAAUAUAUUCCAAGUCAGGUCUUCUUCAAAAAAGAAAAGAUGACUUUUCAAAUAAAAACACUUCCAAGUUAUUCCUAAAAGUAAAAAAAGAAUCGAUUGCAAUAUUUCAUUUGUCUUGGACAUCCCUGUUUUUGGUGUUCCAUUCAAAAAUAGAAUGCAGUAUUUCAAUGACUCUUAUAUCUUUUAUGAAUAAUAUAUUGAAAAGUUUAUCGGUUCCCCGUGACUAACAGUAAUAAUGCAUGACACAAUACUUUGCUUUUUGAAGAGUAUUUUUCUUUGUAUAUUUUGUUGUAUUAUGCAGAAAAAUUUGAAGCAGUGCAGUUUUUUUGUCAUUUUGCAAGUUAAACUUUACAAGCCAUGUCCAUAUUGCAAUGAUGUUUUAGUACUAGUUUAACAUAAAAUCAUUUUUUAUUCUUCAUAUUUCCUCUAAAUUUUAAAUGUUAGAGCAAAUUUGUUGCAAUAUUUAUAUAUCCAGUUUUUUUUUUGUGCUACGUGUGAGCGUACAAUAUAUAUUCAGAAUCAGAUAA